This is a messenger RNA of Aegilops tauschii subsp. strangulata, 861 nucleotides long. Lineage: Eukaryota; Viridiplantae; Streptophyta; Magnoliopsida; Poales; Poaceae. The record is from RefSeq and is a predicted model, not a curated record.
AUGGGAUCGGCGACCUACGGGCCCUACGGGGCCGCUCCCCCGCCGCCAGCAGGCCCCUACGGGGCGGCGCCUGUCCCUGCCGGAUCGAUGCCCUACGGCCCCUACGGGGCGGCUCCUCCGUCGAUGGGCCACUACGGGGCGCCGCCUGCACCUGGUGCCGCAUAUAACGCGGCGUAUGGCGCCUCGCCCUACGCGGCCGCUGCGGCUGCACCUCCUGCCGCCGUCACAGCGGCGCCCUACGCGUCCUCAAACCCGCAACCCUAUGCGGCUGCACCUAGCGCCGCGAACGCCGGGUCGGACAGGGCCCCGCCACCGCCAUUGCCCUACGGCGGCUACUACCCUCCGGCCAUGGCUGCACCUGGUGGUGAUCAGGCCAUCCUUUCGGCGAUCCAGUCGGCACUCACCGAGGCGGUGUCCUCCUUGGUCCUCUUCACUGCCACGUCCCAGGAGGCGUGGUCUGCCCUUCACACCAGCUUCGCAUCUCAGCAGCAGGCCCGUGCUCACACUCUUCGUACGGAGCUGGGGGAGACCAAGCUUCUUGACCUCAGCAUUACCGACUACUUCGGCAAGAUGACGCGUCUCGCAGACACCUUGGCCUCCAUUGGUCAACCACUUCGCAAAGAGGAUUUCACCACCUUUGUCAUGAACGGCCUGGACGACGACUAUGAUAACCUUGCUGAGAACAUCAAUGGUCGUGAUACUCCACUUGAACCCCGUGAGCUCUACGCCCGCCUCCUUGCCACGGAACAGCGCGUCAAGUCCCGCCGUACCAACCCGAGUUUCAUUGCUGCCAACGCUGCCACACUCGUGGAAAAGGGAAGCCCUUCAAGUCAUCUGCAGCGGGCAAAUCAGUACCACUGA